Messenger RNA from Pelobates fuscus (common spadefoot toad), 3037 nucleotides. It is a transcript of the gene ENTREP2, whose product is annotated as endosomal transmembrane epsin interactor 2. The transcript is spliced from 11 exons. The record is from RefSeq and is a predicted model, not a curated record. NCBI's taxonomy places the organism in Eukaryota, Metazoa, Chordata, Amphibia, Anura, Pelobatidae. Bases 502 to 2613 code for a protein of 703 amino acids. Gene Ontology annotation, cellular component: membrane.
ACUAGCUCUGGGUAUCACUGCCCAUCCUGGGGGUCAUAUCACUGCGUAUCAGAGCCCAUUUUGGGGGGACCUAGCUCUGGGUAUCAGUGCCCACUUUGGGGGGACCUAACUCUGGGUAUCAGUGCCCAUUCUGGAGGACCUAUCUCUGGGUAUCAGUGCCCAUUCUGGAGGACCUAUCUCUGGGUAUCAGUGCCCAUUCUAGUGGACCUCUCUCUGGGUAUCAGUGCCCAUUCUGGAGGACCUAUCUCUGGGUAUCAGUGCCCAUUCUGGAGGACCUAUCUCUGGGUAUCAGUGCCCAUUCUGGAGGACCUAUCUCUGGGUAUCAGUGCCCAUUCUGGAGGACCUAUCUCUGGGUAUAAGUGCCCAUUCUGGAGGACCUAUCUCUGGGUAUUAGUGCCCAUUCUGGAGGACCUAUAUCUGGGUAUCGGAGCCCACUCUGGAGGACCUGCCGGCGUUAUUCCCCGUACUGUUGCUGCUGCUGUGUGUUUGCCACUGGUGCCCAUGAUGCCUCUGAGUGCCCUGCCGGGGACCCGCUCCCUAAGCCCCGCUGCCCUCUCUCGCAGUCUGUCCCGGCUCCGGGAGUACCGCACUCGCUCCAGGAUCAUGCUGUCUCUCGGGGUGUCCCAGAUGGUGCUCGGAUGUCUCAUCGUGGCUGUCAGCUUCGCUGCCCUGGCUCUCACCACCUCUGCCAGGGUCAGGCAUUCGUGCCCGUUCUGGGCUGGCUUCUCGGUUCUCUUGUCCGGAUUGAUUGGUGUAGUCGCUUGGAAACGGCCACUUUCCCUUGUAAUAACGUUCUUCAUGUUGCUCUCUGCCGUGUGUGUCAUGUUGAAUCUCGCUGGCUCCAUUCUCUCUUGUCAAAAUGCUCAGCUCGUCAGCUCCCUUGAAGGCUGUCAGCUGAUAAAUAUCAACAGUGAUGGAGUGUGCGUUUGUUGCGAUAUGCAGCAUCAAACAUCUGGAUGCAGUAAUCCUGGAGAAACUCUGAAAUUGAAUCCUCUGCAAGAAUGCAGUGCUGUGAGACUAACCCUCAAGGACCUGUUGUUCAGCGUGUGUGCUCUGAAUAUCAUCUCUACAAUAGUCUGCGCAUUGGCUACAGCAAUGUGCUGCAUGCAGAUGGUUUCUACCGAUGUUCUGCAGCUGUUUUUGCCCCAUAGAGGACAUCCUUCGAACAUGGAUUGUAUGAUGGCACACGGAACUAUUCUACAUCAGACACUGGAUUUUGAUGAAUUUAUCCCACCGAUCCCACCACCGCCAUACUACCCACCUGAGUAUACCUGCACACCAGUACUAGAAGUACAGAGGGGACUUCACCUGGACUUUCCACACUCUCCAUUCAGUGCUUUGUAUGAAGUUUCCAUUAAUAGCCCUGGCAUUUUGUACCCAUCUGAGCUUCCACCUCCAUAUGAAGCAGUUGUGGGACAAACACCAGCAAGCCAGGGAACCAGUAUAGACCAGCAGAUGACAGAGUCCAGUCUGGGUGACAGAAACACCACGGCCGGCUUUAGCACCCAAGUGUCUGUUGAUAGUACCUCCAUUCUUGUGUCUGAAGUAGCAGAAAUCCCAACUCACAGUUGCUCCUCAGAAGAUCUUUGUUCUCUUGAAGUCCAGGGUUCUCUGCGUUCUGCUGACUUUUCCCCGUACAGUACUAUUCGCACAGGUGCCACAGAAAGUAGCUGUGCCAGUUUAGAACAGAGUCUCCGUUGUGGCUUUCAUCUCACCAAUUCACAAUGUUCUCCUGAGGAAGAUGGGAGCAGAGCUUCCAUGGACAAGUCUCAAUGGCAGGAUUGUGAGAAUUAUGCUCAAUCCAGGUCUUUGGACUCGUCUACUGAGAAUUUCAGUACAUCAGAGAGAGGAGAUCUGCAUUUCGCAGUGAGAGAAAGAAAAGUUCCCCAUUCCUUGAAACCUGUUAAAAUGUGCUGUGGUGUCUUUAGUCAGUCGCCUGGACAAUGCCAACCAUCGCCUAGCACUCUACCUGCAAAUCCACCUACACAGCAGGGACACCUGGAAAAAGCUAUUCAGCAAAACAAUGGUACAAAAUACAGAAUUACUAGCAUAGUACGAUCCACUAGUGACCCAGUCUCCUGCUCUUCUGGUACAGAAGCUCUGUAUUCUUAUCCUCGAAUGACUGCUGCUGCCUGUCAGGAAACAGGAAAUCACUUUUUAUCAAUCGGAAAACCGAAAGAUUCAAGAAAAAGUACCCACCGAAUAAAGCCAAAGGCAUUAAGGAAUAUUUCGAAAGAAAGACCGAAUUCAUUGGUGGACCUAAAGACAUAUAAGGACACAAAGAUUUUAGUGGCUAAGUUUCUAGAACAUUCAAAUUGCCACCUCUCUCCAGAAGUUCAACAUGUUGUGAAUAGUAUAAAAUCUGUCAUAAAAUCAGAUGAAAGACACAUGGAAGAAGCCAUCUUUAGUGCCAACGUUAUACACCAGGUAAUCACAAACUCUCAGCAGAAUGUCAAUAUAUCUAGAAAGAAACUACAAGAAGACCUUCACCUUCGGAGCUGUGGAGCUCUGAGUUCCCCAUUAGCCUUUCUACACAGAAUACACAUAUCACGUGAUGUGGAUCAGGACAGGCCACACAGUUUAGUUGGAGUCUGCAGAGAAACCAUUCUUUGAUUCUAGUAUCGUAAACAGAGAUUGCAUGAAAACAAAAAGCGAUGAUUUCCAGCAUCCGCACCCUGCAACAACUAAAAUAUGCCUUCUCCGUUUUGGACUUGGCCAAGCAUGGGACAACAGUCAACAAAAACAAAAAAUAUCUCUGAAUGUAACAGGUUUUGCAACAACAAUGCAAACUUUAUUUAUACUCUUAUUGCCUUCUUGGAAAAAGACGUCUGUAAUUCAAUCUAUUUUUUAUUGUUGAAACAAUGAUUCAGAUAUUGCUGCCGUGUAGCUUCAAAACAGUACUACAUCUUCUAAAUAUUUAUCACCUCACAGAAAAGGGCCAUGUUGUGCCCCUGAAAGCUUGCAUACCGCAUUAUUUAAUUAUGAACUACGUGUUGCACCAAGUAAUGGCAGCAAGACCAACAAUGAAACCAAUAUA